This is a messenger RNA of Fonsecaea nubica, 951 nucleotides long. RefSeq lists its product as hypothetical. NCBI's taxonomy places the organism in Eukaryota, Fungi, Ascomycota, Eurotiomycetes, Chaetothyriales, Herpotrichiellaceae. Gene Ontology annotation, cellular component: nucleus; cytoplasm. The record is from RefSeq and is a predicted model, not a curated record. Gene Ontology annotation, molecular function: heat shock protein binding. The transcript has a single exon. Bases 1 to 951 code for a protein of 316 amino acids.
AUGCCUCGGAAAGCCAGAUCGAAGCCGCAACCGGCCCUGGAACCUGAAUCUGACGGGCACGAAACCGCCUCAGACGGAGGCCAAGAUCUCACUGUCGGCGAUCCUCCCCAAAUUGAUCCCUACGCUGUCCUGCACCUCUCUGAAACUGCUACCUCUGACGAAAUCAAAUCCGCAUAUCGCAAACUCGCCCUCAAGCACCACCCAGACAAAGCUCCGCCCGAAGAACGUGAAGCCGCACACCAAGCCUUUCAGCAAAUUGCAUUUGCUUAUGCCAUCCUCAGUGACGAGCGAAGACGCAAACGCUACGAUGCCACGGGUAACACGGCUGAGAGUGCAAACAUUGAUGACGAUGAUUUCAACUGGGUAGAUUUCUUCCGAGAACAGACAGAGAACGUGGUGACAAGUGAUAUGAUUGAACAAGUCAAGAGGGAGUAUCAGGGUAGCGAAGAAGAGAAAGAAGACGUGUUGGCAGUAUAUGAGCAGGGCGAGGGCGACAUGGAUGCAAUCUUUGAGAGAGUCAUGUGCAGCGAUGUUGUGGCGGACGAGGACCGGUUCAGAAAGAUAAUUGAUGAGGCGAUCGCCCAAGGCGACGUCGAGGCCUACAGUCGUUACACCAAGGAGGAUAAGAAAAGUAGGAACCGGAGGAAGGCAAAUGCAAAGAAGGAAGAGGCAGAAGCAAGAGAACUGGCCCAGGAGCUAGGAGUCGCGGAAAAACUCUUCGGCAAGAAAGACUCUGGCAAAAGGUUGUCGAAGGCAGGCGGGGACAACAGUGAUGCGCUCAAAGCUUUGAUUCAGCAGCGUCAGCAAAACAGGGCUCAGAAUUUCUUUGAUGAUCUGGAAGCAAAGUAUGGGGGUGGCGCAAAGAAGGGGAAGCGUAAAGCCUUGGACGAACCUCCCGAGGAGCUGUUUCAGAAAAAUUCAAAAAGAGGAAAGAAAGGGACCAAAUCUUGA